Molecule: messenger RNA, 17382 nt
Organism: Mytilus californianus (California mussel)
Lineage: Eukaryota; Metazoa; Mollusca; Bivalvia; Mytilida; Mytilidae
Exons: 33
Coding region: 8602-12351 (1249 amino acids)
Source: RefSeq, a predicted model, not a curated record
CUUGCCAUUGUGAAAUUUAACUGCAUAACGAUAGAAUGAAAAGUGUGUGUGCAUGUGUGUAGCACAGAAUGGUUUGUGCUAUGAAUUUAUGCGGAAUUAAAAUGAUUUACAGUUUUAUAUUUCUACUGUCGGUACACAUAGCAGAUAUCAAUGCAAGUACCUGUAACAAGUCAUUGACCUCUGAUUUGAGAGAUGACCAGUUCACCGCCUCAUCUGUAUACAGUGUUGAUUACAAUGCCAGCUCUGCAAAAUUUGAUGAAGGAGGUUGGGCCGCUAGUGUUAAUAAUGCCUAUCAGUAUCUACAGAUAGAUUUACAAGAAAUAUGGGAAAUAACAAGCAUUACAAAUAAGGAUAUAAGCAGGUGGUCCUGGUACAAUACACAAGCUUUCAGGUAUUAUAACUUAGGAUACAGACGAGUGGUCCUGGUACAAACACAAGCUUUCAGGUAUUAUAUCUCAGGAUACAGACAAAUGGUCUUGUACAAAACACCAGCUUUCAGGUGUUCUAACCUAGUCAGGAUAGACAAGUAGUCCUGGUACAAUGCACAAGCUUUCAGGUAUUAUAUCUCAGUCAGAAUACAGACAAGUGGUCCUGGUAUAAUAAACAAGCUUUUAGGUAUUUUUUUGUCUCCCGCCAUGUUUUUAAUUAAAGGAGAAAGAUGGAUUUCUAUAUUGAAAGAAGCAGUAAGCUAUAUACAUAUACAUAUACAUAUACAUAAGGAUGUAGAGAGUAUGGGUCAAUACGAAAAAACAAAUAUUAGUAGACUAAUAAUUAUCAGUAGUAUAUAAGAUGUUCCUGACCCCCGGUACAUCGCAAUCAAAUAACAAAACUUCCGCAAUCCAAGGAAAGUUCAAAUAAGAAAGUUCCUUAUCAAAUGACAAACUGAAAAGCUUAAACACGUCAAACGAAUAAAACAGGCAUUGACAAUAAUGUGUGAACAAAACAAACAGACAUAAUAAGUAAAAAUGUAAAAAAAAUUAGGAUACAUCAGUCAACAUCAUGAUAUCAUUUUAAGCACUUUAAAAACAAAUUACAAUUUCAACAAAGAAAAACAAAAUGGCAUAUAGACACUCUUUACACAAAGAACAGAAGCAAAAUUUAAAGACAAAAAUAAAAAAAAAUACCAUAUUACAAUAACUAUGCCGGGAUGUACAAAUACCGAGCCAUGCCAAAAGUAUAUCACCAAAAGUAGAAUAAGUAGUAAAGGGGAUACAAAUAUACAAAGAAAAAGAAAAAGAUACAUAACCCUGGUUCAUCAACGUUAUGUUCAGACACUGGUGAUAUUUUAUGAAGUCUAAGUAGCAGUUGUAACCUUUUGAAUACCGAUGGAGUAUGGAACUGUAUACCCCUUAUGCAGGUGAUAUUAGUAUACUGCUGCUUAGUCUGGGGAAACUUAUAGUUUCAAAAUUUAAAUUGUUUUGUUUGUCAUAGAUUGUAAAUCUUUUUAAGCAAUUGAAUGCCAUGAUAUACAUCGUGGUCCAAAUAAAUAUCGAUGGUACUACCCAGAGAACGUCACUACUCAAAUUAUUCACAUCCUCGGGCUUAUGGUUGUUAAUAAAUAUGUGUAUAUGUUUUCGGUAUCUAUGUUGUAUCUAGUUAAGCAUGAGCAUAAUUUGUUAUCAUUUUCCUUAGAAUAUUGCACAGCAAAGAUGGAUUUACAUGGACUGCAUACAAUACGUACUUGUCAGAUGAAAUACUUGGGGAAACAUUUAACAGACAGGACACAUUAACCACUAUUCAGCUCAAUCCGACGAUAAAGACUCGAUUUAUUGUAUUUAACCCUGUUAAAUACAACUGGCGGCCAUCAAUGCGAGUGGAACUUUAUGGCUGUAAACGAAAUGACGUGGCAAUCAUCAAUAUUCCAACAAUCAUAGAAAAUAAUAUCGAGUCGGACAUAGUUUGGAUUCCUAGUCAAAGCCCAGUUAUUAUAGAUCGACAUAUUAGUAUAAGACCUUUGGUAACAUUGACAAUACAAGCAGGAGUUUCUGUCAUCUUCAGGUCAACAGACGCUGGCAUUGACGUUUAUGGAACACUCAGAGUUAAUGGGAUAGAAGCUGUUGAAACCAUAUUUACAUCAUCGUUUCCUGUUACAUCAAAGAAAGGACUGUGGAAAGGUAUAUUCCACCAACCUAGAGGCAACAUUAGUUUGUGGUAUGCUGUCGUCCGCCAAGCAACCAUUGGUAUCCAAGGUGACAGUAUUGGAAUACAUUUAGGUCACAGUAACAUAUAUUCUUGCGAAACAGGAAUACAGCUAUCUGGAGGAACCACAAGUAACGCCACAAGUGAACACAAAAUAUCUGUUUCUACAUUUACAAUAUUGCACACAAGAAGUAUUCAUAACCAAUACGGCAUCCGAUUACACGGUACUGCUCAACGGGCUUAUAUCUACAUAGAUCAUUCGGAAUUCAGUUUCAACAACAAGCACGGUUUGGUCAUCGAAAAUUGGAAUGAUGAGUCAUCCACUGACACAGUAUUGCACCUGUAUAAUUCUAAAUUAAAUGAUAAUUAUAAAAGCGGUCUUCUUUCUUCUCCUUUAUAUCAAAAACACAUACUUGUGAUAGAAAAUUCGUAUUUUUCUAGAAACGGAGAAAACGGCUUGUACUUGUAUAGCGGUUUUUAUGAACCAACAGCAAUCUUUGAUAUCUCGUAUUCACAUUUUGAAGAAAAUGGGUACAAUGGUGUAGAAUACAAAUACACAUGUUAUUAUUGCGGCGGUAAUUUAAACAAUAGUCUACGUCAUAAUCAUAUAAUACAUAACAGACAAUUUCAAAUAGUUUUUUCAUUUUCUAAUCGUGAUGAUAAACCUGUUAUGAUGAAUUUCUUAUUGACAAAUAAUACGAUUAAAAAGCAUUCGUAUUAUGAGAGAUAUGCUGUCUCAAUCAGUGCAAACCGUCUAAUUGGAGUGUUUGAAAUCGUUUAUAAUACUUUUUCCGAUUUGCACGGUGGGUUUGGAAUAAACUCUGGUCCAGAUUCGUCAGUACAGGUGAAUAUGAGGAAUAAUAUCUUUGAAAAUAUCUAUGGUAAAAAAAUGGCCGUCCUCUACAUUUCAAAUACAAGAUUAAAAUUUCUGGAGAACAUAAUUUCAAAUUGUUCGGUAAAUAACCUGGUAGACCUUGUUGACGGUUUAUCUCAUCAGAUUAACAAUAACAGUUUCAACAACAAUUUAGUGACAUAUUGUAUGGUAAGGGUCGGUGAAGAAUAUAACAAGAUAAAGUCUAUCAAUGCAGACUACAACUAUUGGGGAACAGACAAUUUAUCGUUAGUGAAAGCGUGCAUUUGUGAUGUUUUUCUCAACUCUUCGAAAGCGCGGGUUCUUACAGAUCACGUGUUUCUUGAUCCAUCGAUGACGUCUGCGCAACAUAUUUCCACAGUUGAUGAUUUCCAGAUUACGUUUGAUACAGAUUUUAAUGCAUAUGUAAUAGGCGGUGUUAUAAAGUCAUCUAGUAGUCUGCCUACGUUUGAGUCGGAUAUUGUCAUUGUCAAUCGCACAGUCGUCAUUGGUUAUUCAGCAGACGUUCACCUAUUUGGUAUAACAUUUAAUUUCACAGCCAAUAGAGGAAUUAUUGUGUUAGGAAAUCUUCGCCUAGGUAAAACCUUGAAUCGAACGAUUGUGCAAGCACAAAAUGAGGAGCACCGAUGGAGCGGAAUACAUCUUUUUAAUGAAGAAUUAAAGCUGUCCAACGUCUUUAUGAAAGACAGUGAUAUCAGUUUGUAUGUUCACAAUGGAGCUUCAAAUAUUGACGUUUCAAAUGUGUCUGUGGUUCAGACGGAAGGAUUUAUCACGGCAAUCAAUUUUAUUGGGAAUCUUGAAUUGAAUCUUAAUGACAGUAUUAUCAGUACAAACAACAUCGUAGCUAAUAUUGAAAUCAACAAAACGGAAACGUUAUAUAUCAACUUUGAUAAUACUGCACUUUACAGUUCAACGGGAAAAUUAUUAAGUUUAAGCGAGACAGUCUCCACAGCAAACGUGACUGCUAUUUAUAUAAAUGCAAACAACUCAAUGUUCACUACAUCAAGCGAAAACAUUUUUGAAAUAAACACUUGCUCAAGUCAGAUACACAGCAAAUUAAUGUCAUCGACAUUUUCUAUAGAAAAUGGUGGCAAAACAAUUUUCACUUGCAAAGCCAUGUCAGUAGAUUUAGCAGGAAUACGAAAUACAUAUGAAAACAGUGAUAAAGGAUUUUUUAUAUCAUUCUGUGACAAACAAGAAAAUAAACAAGAUUUUGAUGUUGGGUUGCACCUAACUAACAAUAGAUUUGAAAAUAUAGAUUCAACAGCAAUUGAAACACAUGGUCAAUUGAAAGACAUAGUGAUACAGAACAACUAUUUCGUUAGUAAUGGUGCAUGUAUAAAACUUGCAAUAACAGAGUUUGAUUUUAACAGUUUAUCAAUAUCUCAAAAUCUAUUCUCUAAUAAUACAGCAGAUGGAAUCGUGAAGCUGUUACAGCCUCGUUCUGAUAAUUCAACCAUCACCAUGACACAGAAUGUAUUUGAAAACAACAAAGGCAUUGUUUUGUCUGUUACCUCACCGUAUAUUGAUAUAUAUCAAAAUUUCUUUGAAAACAAAGAUGCUGCAUACAAUUUAAAAGUCGAAAGAGACACACGUAGUUACACGGGAAAUGUAUUAAAUGCAUCUCAAAAUUACUGGGGUACAACUGACGUAAAUGGUAUCGAAAAACGAGUCUAUGAUAACAGCUACGAUAACACAUUAUUUAAAGUUACCUUCAGGCCAUAUCUAGGAUCCAAAAACUAUUCAGAUAUUCAAAACGAAGAAGCAGCAUUUAUAAGUUCUUCUGGUGAUAUUGGUGGAAUUGUGAGUGCGAAUUUGACACUUACUAAAGGAGGCAGUCCAUAUGUUGUAGUUUCUAAUAUUGUUGUAAACGAGAAUGCUGUUUUAAGUUUGGAAGCUGGUGUUGUGCUGCUAUUUAAGGAAGAUCUCGGCAUAACGGUCUACGGAACUUUUAAUGUUUUUGGAUCGACAGAUGAGUUGAUUCAGAUGAAACCGGAAGCAAGCGAAAAACCGUGGAGAGGACUAGAUAUCAAAUCAAACAGAGGUAAUUUUAAAUCAAAGUUGGAAUACCUAGCUGUAACAAACACUACAUCGGGUAUUCAUAUAAGUAGUAUGAACACAUACAUCCACAAUGUAACAUCUACAUAUUCCACCUCAAAUGGAUUUACCCUUUAUGUCAACAGCAAUAUAUCGGAAGUGGCCAUUUCUGAGCUAAACGCUUCAAAUAAUAUGAACAGCGGAAUUGAAAUUGUAACGGAGGGCUUUCAAAUGAAAGAAACGGUAUUUGAGGUAAAAAAAUGUACUGCUAGCAAAAAUAAAGAACAUGGUAUUGUUAUCAAAGCGAACGCAAGUGUUGUAAUUUCUAAAUGUAAAGUUGAAGGGAAUACUGAAUCUGGAAUAUAUGUUUACCAAGAGUUUGGAGGACGAAUUACUAUAAGCUCAUCAAACAUAUCCCGAAAUGUAAAAUAUGCUAUUAAAGAAUACUUCACUGAAGAAUUUGUGGUGGAUUCUUGUAUUAUUUCAGACCAUACUUACCGUCGAUUUUCAAUAUAUUCGUUUUACAGAAUAUCAUAUGUAUAUCUGGAAAUAAACGGCAAUUCCAAGUUUCAGAUUAAAAUAUUAAAUACGGUUUUUAAAGAUAAUAUCAAUGAUGGAAUAGACAUUAAGUUCGGUUGUGCUAACUUUGAAAACUGCAUGCUUCAGGUGGAAAAUAAUACAUUUAUUAACGGGAAUCAGACGAUGCACAUCUAUUUCAAUUCCUGGUACGAAAAUAUGGCUUUCGUUAACAUUGUCCGAAAUUUGUUUGUGAACAAUUCGAACACAUACGGUGCUCUUUUAGAGUUUCAAUUCCAGAAUGUUGGUGAUGUAAAAUUUGAGAAGAACACGUUUGAUGGGAAUGUCGCAAAAACAACUUUACGUUUUACAGGAAAUGUACGACAUUCCAUCGGAACAAUUGCAAUACAGAACAAUUUUAUCCUUGGCGACUGGGCGACUGAAUCAUUGAUUGACAUUAACGGCUUCCAGCCAGUAACAGUAACCAAUAAUCAUCUAAGGAACUUAAAUUCAGAUGUAUGCGUUCUAAGAGCACCAACAUUUCGAGAGUCAUUUGAAAUAAAUGCUACUUUUAAUUACUGGGGUAAAACAAUGGCAACGGAAAUUGUAGAGAUAGUUUGCGGAUUCGAAAAAGACAUGGAUAAAAGUUUUGUCAAAUAUAUUCCGUUUUAUACUGAUGACAAUAGGAAUCAAUUAGUUUCCUCAACGCAAAACAACUUUGAUGUGCAAGGAACAUUUGGCGGAGAAAUUAGCACAAAUUUCACCAUUCCAAUGAUCGCUGGACCCAUUAUCAUAUCAAGAGCUUUGUUUGUAAGACCGGGUCAUGUUUUGACAAUACCAGCUGGUGCAGUCCUGCAUUUCAAAGAAAACAGAGGCAUAUAUAUUCAAGGAGUAUUGAAGAUAUCUACCAGAAUCAGUGAAUUUACCACCUUGACCUCUAUGAAUGAUGCUGUGUUUUGGAAUGGAAUCGUGUUAAAAUCUACUAGCGAUGAAUAUUCAAUCUUUAACAACGUUCACAUAUCACACACAAUGAAAGGUUUUACUGCGAUUUCUUACAAGUUUGAAAUGAGACGAAGUCAAAUAACUAAUUCCAGAGCGUCUUGUUUGACAGUGAAACCGGAUUAUUCUAUUAUUAACAAUUAUGAUUUUGAAGGGACCAAUAUAAGUAACUGUAAGGACAAUGGUAUACUCUUUACAGAAAACGGAAUAAUAAAUGUUUACAAUGUAAAUAUCACAAACGCGUUUAUCUGCAUCAAGAUGGAUAAAUAUUUUGGAGAUUUAACUAUCAAAUCCAGCAAUAUUACUGAUUGUUCAACAGUCGCUUAUGUCCGAUUCAGAGGAUAUUGGUCACAGUCUGGUAACAUUACUCUUGACAGUUGUCGGAUUACAAAUUCUUCAAACGGUUUAGAAUUUUUCACUCAGAGUAAAUGGACGAUAAAUAGUGUUUAUAUAAAGAAUAAUAUAUUUUCAAACAUAACGAACAAUGCCUUGUCGAUUGAAUAUACGGCAUAUAAAACGAGCAAGUACAUCGGUCAUGUUGAUAUAGGAUUUAAUACUUUUUAUAAUACUUGUCACAUAAAUUUGAAGACGUGGAACAACGCCAGCCUGACUUUUCAUGACAAUACAGUUGAAUAUGGCAGUUGUGAAGGUCUUGGAAAAUGUUAUCUUGAAGCAUAUGCAGAGGGACACACAGAGAUUAAGGAACGAAUUUUCAACAUAUCUACUAAUAUAUUUAGAAAUUUGGUUAGUGACUGCAUUGUUGAUCUGGUGUCAAGUGAAACUACUGGAUUCUUCGAAGGUGUUUUCUACUAUAACCAGUUUUUGACCACAGAGACUAUUGUUGGAACAGUAAUGUUAGACUCGAAAUAUUUUAAUUUUUCCCACAACAUAUUUGACAAUCCAAUGUCACCGUAUGACAUUUACGUAAAAAAAAAAGGAGCUUCAUCUGUAAAUGCUUCUAAAAACUGGUGGGGAAAUGCCAAUACCGAUAUAGCAUACGAAAGAAUAUUUGAUUUUCAUCGUGAUAGUUCUUUGUUACUGGUUAAUAUAAGUUCGAUUUUGACUGACAGAAACAUUGAUUGUUCAGGGGUUGAUAACUGCAGCUCCAAUGGUGAAUGUGUGAGUCCAAACAAAUGUAGAUGCUUCUCUGGUUGGGCCGGUGAAAAGUGUUUAGGGUAUGAUUGUUCAGGAGUUCAUAACUGCUAUGGGAAUGGAUUAUGCGUUGGAUCGAACAUGUGCGAGUGUAAAAGUGGGUGGAGUGGACAUCAAUGUAUAAAUGCAUUAUGCAGUUAUGUCAACAACUGUAGUGAUCAUGGUUUCUGUAUUCAACCUGACGUCUGCAAGUGUGCUCCUACAUUCACUGGUGAAAACUGUAGUUUGUGUAUACAGUUACAUUGGGGCACCAACUGUGAUCCAUGUCCAAACUGUCGGAAUGGGGAAUGUAAUCUUAAUACAGGGACUUGUGAUUGUUUUGGAGCACAUUGGACCGGAAGUCUCUGUGAUAUUUGCAGUGAGACAUUCUAUGGUCCAAACUGUCUACCUUUGCUGACAGUUUUGAAUGUUAUACCAAAUCAGGGCCUUGAUAAAGGAGGAAAUGAUGUGCAUGUUUGGGGCACAAUUUUCCACAGACAGAUACUUAUAAAUGUAAAUUUGACACAAACGUUGUGAACGGUGUAUGGGUUGCCUCGAAUCACGUGAUCUGUUCUGCUCCAAGACAUGCAGCAGGGAUCAUUAGUCUUGACAUUUCUCCAGAUGGGAUAGAGUUUAGCAACACUAAGGUUAAAUAUUUAUAUUUUGCAACGUGUCCACCGAGCUCAUGUGGACGAGAUGCGUCGCCUCCACAUGGUCAGUGUUUGUUUGGGGGUUGUUCUUGCAACCUUCCGUGGACAGGUGAAAAUUGUACGAUUGAACUACUAACACCUGUUAUUAUUAAGCCUCCACAACAAACUAUAAACGAAUCGGUUAUAUACGACUACCAACUGCAGUUAUCACGGGGGAGUUUACCAGUAACUUGGUCACUCAUAGAUCAUCCAGGAAAUAUGAUGAUAGAUGAACGAACUGGAAGACUGUUUUGGUCAAAUGUUAUAGGAAGACUAUUAGCUUAUUCAGUCAUUGUAGAGGCAACAAAUGUUGUCGGUAAACAUAGUACUGAAUGGACGAUAAAUGUACCUGUUUCGUAUUCUGUUAACCUGAUAUCUCUAUAUCCAACUGGAAUUUUACCUAGACCAAAGCAAAUAGACUUUUUAGGGGAGGUUGCAUUCAGUGAUUUUAUUGCACCGAGGCUCGUUCCAAUCAAACUUAUAAUUAAUAGUACGUUAACAGGUACAACACGGGUCUUAUCACCAACAAGUGAAAAUAAUAACCCAACAUCAUUCAGGACAACGUAUUAUCCAAGACCGGAUGAUGCAGGAACAUUUACUGUGAAAGCAUAUCAUCCAGGUUUGGAGCGAAGUUCAGGGAACACAUUAACAUGGGUAGUACUAGGCAUUCGUUGCGAACCGAAUUUUGUUAGCGUGAAAAGUUACAUAGACGGAAGUCAAGCUGUGUUUGCAAACGUAUCAACUCUAAAAAAUGUUGGAGGUUAUCCAAUCGGUAACAUAUCAUCAAAGGUAUAUGGUAUUCAAAACGUUCAUGUUUUUAAAUCUGAAGAUGAAACGGAAGAAGCAUUCUUCCUGACGAAACUCAAUUCGGACGAAAUGGUUAGUUUUGGUUUCCAAAUGAAAGAUGUAAAACCAAUGUUGAAAACAUUUUAUAUUGUGUUUUCAACAACGGAUAGAACAUAUGAAAGGCUUCAAAUUAAUGUUGAUUUAUCGAUCAAAAAGCCGUUACUUAUUUUCGAACCAUUCGCUGUUAAGGACAACAUCAUCCGUGGUACUCAAAACAUUUUAGAUAUAACCAUAAAAAAUAUCGGUGAUAUUCCAGCAAGAGAUGUGAGUAUUCAUAUACCAAAUGAAACAAAAAUAAGUUUGAUGUCAUUAUCAAUGAAAGGAGAAAAUGUGAAUUAUGCAAACGAACAAUUGCGAGAUAGUUUGACUAUUCCCUCACUAAGUGAAGCUAUCAUGUCUCUCGCCAUCACUGUUGAAUCAAACACUCCAUUAGGGGAACUUCGGGGAACUAUAGCGGUAAAUACCAAUCUUACUACGUUUAUUUUACCAUACGCUAUUACAAUUACUUCAGAGCGACGACUCAAUUUAACUUUUGUAAUCAAAGACGAAUAUACUUAUUUUGCGACUGGAUCACCAUUGGUUAUUGGUGCAGAAGUUAAAUUGGUAAAUCCAAGACGAGGGUACUCAGAAACAAGAUUAACUUACAAUAACACAGGGGCUGUAUUAUUCGAAAACAUAAACGAGGACAAAUACACAGUUUACGCCAAGGCUGAAGGUCAUUCUACCUACUCUGCUAUCAUAAUUGCAACACCCUAUACAACAAGUCGAGAUAUAUUCCUACAAAGAACAGCUGUGACAUAUACGUGGACAGUUACACCAACUACUGUAGAGGACAAAUAUGAAAUUACACUAGAUUCCACCUUUGAAACAUUUGUCCCAAUGCCGGUGGUAACAAUUGAACCAAACAAAUUAGACACAAUGCCUUUUGAGACAGAAGAACGAGAUAGCAUUGACUUUAAUAUAACUAAUCAUGGCCUCAUCCGAGCUGAUAACCUUCGGUUUUCUUUACCUACAGGACAUCCUACACUGCAAUUUCAAUCGACUGUCGAUGUAAUCGGGGAUCUUGCAGCCAAAUCAUCUGUUAUUAUAACGGUCAAGAUAACUCUUAAAUCAGGAAACACAGGACAUGGUGGUUGCAGUAUGUUUAUAGUAUAUGAGUAUGAUUGUGGAGGAAUACGUACUAAUAGCGCAAGUGUUAUUCUUACUGGAAGAUGUGGAGGCGGAGAUAUAGGUUUAUUGUUGCUCAAAGAUAUAGGUGGUUCAUCAGGAGAAAGCGGGUCCGGUGUGAUGAUUGUUUACCGUCCUGUCACUCCAGUACCAUGUGAUUGCCAUGCUGCUCUCUUGAAGAAGUGUAUUUUAGUUUAUAUUCCAAUAGUAGGCUGCUUGGCAUCAGCAGGAAAUUUAGCAGUGUCGACGAUUGUGAGUUGUGCACUUCAGGAUAUUUUCCCAGUAAUAGGCUGUGCUGUUAAAGUCGAAAAGUUAAUUAAAUUAUUAAACUCAUCGGGACCAGAUUUAAAUGUCGCAAUUAUGGACAUGGCCAUGUCUUGUGGUGUUAGUCAAUUGUGUAGCGUUUGUGGUAACUUAUACAAGGCGUUGAGAUGUCUACAAGAAUUGGAAAAGGAAUGUGGUAACAAGCGAAAAAGACGUGAUGUGAGUUCAGACGUAGUGAACAACGUUAUUCUCACAUAUAAACCAAUGAAUAAUUUCAGAUUAAUGAUGGAUGAGUUAUUCGGAAGUGAACAAAUGUUUAGUGUAAACAAAGAGUGGUAUCCUGCGUUUAAAACAGUUAUUUCUGAUGACAGCGAAAAUGGUUCGAAACUUUCAAAAGACGAAAAGUCAUUUGUGUUGAACACUUUAACAAGUAAUAUCUCAAAACCCAUCUUGGACAGAUUUUUAGAAAGAUGGAACAAUACAGUUUCAGCAUGGUACAAUGGGACUUUAAACCUAGAAAUCAAAAUUGGAGGCGUUAUAAACCUUUCUACACUUAGUAUGAUGACGCGUCAGUAUAUCAAAGACACCAAAACAGCUGCCUACAGGGGUUUUGAUUCAAUUUUCAGUGAUUUUGAUCAUGCUUUGAAUGCAUAUGUUUUGGCCGAAAAGGAAACACAACAAGGAGGGGGCAAUGAAAAGGACGGUGCAAUAUGUGCCAAGGUCCGUGUAAGAAUUGUUCAGGAUCUUGUUCUAACCAGAGAUGCCUUUAAUGCCCGUUUUGAAAUCGAAAACGGCGAAAACUCAGCUCUUGAAAGUAUCCAUGUUGAAAUUGAAAUCAAGCACAACUCUGGAUCAGGAGAAAUUGUUAAUGGCUUAUUUGCUAUUGGAGACCCAGAUUUAUUAGGAUUGACAGGGGUAGACGGUAAUGGUCGACUAGGAGUUGAUUUAUCUGGAUCAGCAGAAUGGUUGAUCAUUCCGUACUCCAUAGCAGCACCCAAUGAUGAUGUAUUGUUUUAUGUUGGUGGCAGAUUGUCCUAUCGGGUAGAGGGAUCAAACUUCUCUGUUCCUUUGCUACCAGACGCAAUCACAGUUAAGCCGAACCCAAGUCUGGUGCUACAUUAUUUUCAUGAAAAAUAUGUUAGAGGGGAUGAUCCCUUGACAACUGAAAAAGAACCAGUCAUUCCAUUUACUUUAGCAGUUAUGGUAACGAAUUCAGGGUACGGGAUCGCCCGAGGUCUUAAAAUAUCAUCGGCGCAACCACAAAUUAUAGAAAAUGAAAAAGGAUUACUUAUCACUUUUAAAAUAAUUGGCGGUUUCUUGGGGAACGAACCAAUUACACCUUCUCUUAUUGUGGACUUUGGGGAUAUCAAAUCUUUCGAAACAAAAACAGCAAGAUGGAUGUUGACGUCAACACUGCAAGGAACUUUCUAUAAUUUCAGUGCAACAUUUGAGAAUAUAAAUCCAUUGGGAGAUCCACAACUUUCUCUUUUUGAAAAUGUAUGGUAUCAUGAACUUAUUCAUUUGGUUAGACUCUUCAGAGACGGUGAGGAUGAUGGCUUCGACGAUUUUUUGGUGAAUGACUUUGUUGAUAAUAAAGGGAUACCAGAAAGGUCUAUAACAGUGCAAACGGAUCUGAUGUGUAUAACGUUAUUACUGCAACUGAACUUGGAUUAUCGUCAAGCACGUUCGUAAAGUCUAAUAUGAAAACAUAUACUCUAGUUUACAUGGAGGUACUCACUAGAACGUCAAACUGGUUUUAUGCAAGGGUAACAAAUAAUGUCACAAGUCCUGAUCAAACUCUGCUUUCUGUCAAGUCAGAUGAUAAUCGCGAUAUAGUAGUUGAUAAAAACAUAUGGACUACCACUCAUAUGUUAGACUCGUAUCUUAUUCAUUUGUUUGACUUUAUAAAAAGCAAUAAUAGCGUGGCGGAAAAUACAAAAAUGAAAUAUUCGUUAACGUUUGGUCCAAAAAAUAUGCAUCCUCCAAAAUUCAACAAAACGUCUUAUUCGAUAACAAUAUCCCCGGACACUCCGAAAGGAAAGCCUAUUCUUACUGUUCACGCGUAUGAUGUUGAUAAAAAUGAGAUCACGUAUGACCUUAUUGGUUUAAACCACGGGUCAUUUGAUAUAGAACCUCAUAAUGGAGUUGUUACUUUAUUGCAAAUUCCAUUAGCUAUUGGUGAGUUUGAGCUUCAGGUAAUAUGCAGAGAUGACGGUAUCCCAUCGCUGUCAGGUGUUGUCAACGUGAAUAUUUACGUGAUAUCUAGUGAAAUGAUGACAACAACUUUAAUAAAGUAUUCAGAAACGUCAGCUGACAUUUCAGUGACAUCACAACCCAACAACUCAGUGAGUGAUAAAACGACAGUACCAGCUAGUUCAAACAGUGCACUCGAUAUAACAACCAAAUUAUCGGGCGAUGAAACGACAGAACAAGAUACUUCUACAGGUGUAGUUGAUGCGACAACCGAUUCUUUGAGUGAUACAACAACAGAUCACGAUAACACUAAAAUUACAGUUGAUACGACAACCAAAUUAUCCUUUGACAAAUCAAUAGAACAAGAUAUCUCUACAGGUUCAGUUGAUGCUACAGUCGGUUCAUCUAGUGACAAAACACCAAAAUCUGAUACUUCUACAAUUUUAGUGGACUCGUCAACAAAAUCAUCAAGUGAUAAAACAACAGAACCUGCUAUUACAUCAGGUGCAGUUGAAGCAACUACCAAAUCUUCUAUUGAUAAAACAACAGCAGAUCAAUUUACUUCGAUUAAUGCAGUAGAUGUAACAUCCAAAUAUUCGUUUCAUAAAACUAAUUUUCCACAUUCAUCGACAACUGCAUAUGGAACGACACUGGGGACAUCGUCUGCAGUAAACCAAGUAUCACACACUAUACUUUUAAUCGCCUCAAACUUUAUAAUACUUAGUCUCAAAUUGAUUGACUAAUGAGAUAAUCGGAAAAAAAAAAGAAGAUUUUUUUAAUCACAAGAUAGUCAAAUUUCAAGUAGAUUAUAUAUAGCAGAACGUCAUAGUUAGGAUAACACUACUUGUUAAUUUUGGAAAAGGUACUUCAUUGAAAGGAUCGAUUGGACGCAAAGGAAGAUUUAAUAUUUGCGAUCUUCAAAUCCAUAGCUGACGUCACAACUAAUCGCAUUUGGUAUUAUCAGUAUUGUCAUACCUGCUACGAAACGUAUUGAUCUUAUAUUUCGUCAAAGUCGGUAUCAUCAAUAUCUAAAUUUAGUUUUUUUUACAAUAUAUCCUUAUUUUCUUGUUCACUGGACUGUUUAUUUUUUUGCAUUUAAAAAUUUGAUACAGUUUGGUGUGAAUGUUUGUAAGACAUUAUCAAACUUUUAAGGAUUCAUUUGAACUGUGACAGGAGCAAAAUUCAAUAUCUAUUUCGUCUUCCUAUUUGACUGUUACAUUGAGUUUUAGAGUAAGCAUUUAGAUACAGUUAACAGAAGUAAGCUUCUUCAUAACCAUCUAGAGAAAAACAACAUUUCUCCCAUGUAAUCGUUCUUUUUUCACUAAACAUUUAAGGCACAGUCUGAAAAUUUUAAAUCAUGAAUAAUUGUCUCAAACUUCACGACAUAGUUUAAAAUGUUACAAAGGCGUCUCCAUAAUCAAUAGAAAGCAACAUUCAUUCCAUUUUAACACGAACAUUGUUUAUGUAUUUUACUUAUUUAACACAAUUUUAGCAGUCACCAGUAUUCUUUUACAUUGAUAACAAAAUAAUAGAAGUCAUUCGAGAAACAUGUAUUGUGUGCUCGAAGAUCAUAUCAUACGUUUUAAAGGAUAUGCAAAUUGCAUGAAUCGAAUCUGAUGUUGACAAUUGCAAUAUAUCAAAAUAUCAAAAUACUUUUAGAAAUAUAAGUAAUAAUUUCAGACAUAAAAGAUGCUAUGUUACGUUUGUCCUUUGGUUAGGUUUCCAUAAUUAAUUUGACUGAUCUAUUUCUUUGAAGUUAUAUCCAUUGUGCAUCCUACAGAAAACGUUAUCUGCGUAACAGAAGUUAAAGUACUUUGGUGACGACCAGUUGAUUUUGAUCGGGAAAGAAGACAGCAUUUGUUUAACUUUUUAGAAAAGCCGAAAACAAAUAUUCUGGCCAGGGUCUAAGUGAAAACAGAUAAUCUGGCAGCCUCUAACUUGGAAAUAAAUAUUCUGACCUCACUAAAUUAGCCAGUCCACUCCCCUGAUUAAUUGGUCGUCCCUUAAUCAGUUAUUUGUAAAUUUUAUAUUAACCGGAAUGUAAAAUAUAUAUAAUUCAGAAAAUAUAAAGUGAAGUAAAGUGUGUGUUGUAGUUGUACACAACAGUUGUAUGCUGUUGUUUGUCUCCGAUUCCCCACUCAGAUAAUAUUUUUAUGAUAGUCAAAGCAUUGACAACAUGUUAAACUGGUAUGAAACAAAAGUGAAAACCACAAAUGUAUCAAUUAAAUUUUUAUUUAGAUAUCAUAUUUUCAUCAAAUAUGUAAUAAUUUGCUGAAAGUUCAAUUAGGAAAGUAAGAGUCAAAGAUUGAGUGUUAUUUUGUUCCAAACAAAUUUCUAUUGCUUAUUAAAUCACCAGAGAUUUAAAAAGUGAUUGAGAUGAGUCCAAAUUUUUACACUCUAUUGCUGGAGUCCUCGACAUAAUAUUCUCUGGAAAUGAAGAUUUUGGUUACCUUCCGGCUUUGAAUAUUUGGAAAUCUGAUUAAAAUAAGACACCAUAUUGCAAGAACCUUAAAGGACGCACGUAGAACUGCGAUAAUAUGAAUUUAAGGAAAGAUUGAAAGACCUUUUUUAAAAUGAGCCUGUGUAAAAUGGUGGGGGAAUUGGCCUUAACGCUUUAUAACCUUUAAUAAUUUUUCGGUAUGUUGACCUUUGUUUUAUGUUUUCAAACAAUAAUGUCAGUAAAUACUAUAAAAUCACACACACAUAUAUAUAAAACAAGGAAUCAUUUGGUAUCGCAGAAGUAAGUGACAUAAUUAUGUUUAUUGCUUACUUGAAAAUUAGGAAAUAGUAAGGCCGAAUAAGUUUUUAGUUAUUCAUGACCUGCAUGACCUGACAACGAACAAAUCCAAAAAUAGCAACACAUGUUUUAGCAAAGAGGAAUCUGUAUGUAUAGGCACAAACAUAGUUCCUUAUCUUUCACCAUUAGUUUGUUAUUCAAAAUGUUCAAAGUGACAAAAGAGGUUGGAACCAAAAAUAUGCAUUUAUAUUUAUUGAUCCGAAAUGUGUUACGAUUAUGUCUUUAUGUUAAACAUCUGUGACUAGAUAUGUUUACUUUAAUAUAUUUAUUAGGUAAUUAUCUGAAUAUUAUUCCCAUAUAAUUGCCAUUUAAAAAAAUACUAGAAUUAUUACGUUACUUUUCCAUCCUCCAAUUUUGUUAGUACUUUCUUUUCUAUUUCUGUUGUUUCGACUAAAUGCCUCGACAUGACUGUCUAUUUAUACAUCCCGCCUAUCAAAACUGACGCCCUCUUCGAAUGGGUUUUCAGAGUCGGCUAGAUGAGGUCACAGUGAUCAUAUCUUGAUAAACCAAGUCAACUCUUAUAUUUAAAAAAUGAUAUUGAUAUUAAAAGAUCGUUAUUUAUCAUAUUAUAUUUUCAUAUUUUCUUAUCCUCAGAUCUUAAAAGAAGAGAUCAUUACAGGUGUUCCGGGGAAAAUCAAUUUUUUGUCAAAUAUCAUCUUUUUAUUGGCUGUGCCUACCGUAAGGAACUAUUUAUUGUGCUCAUGAUUAAUCUGCUAAAAAAUUACGCUGACAUUUAUCGAAAUAACGUUUUGCAAUUUCUUUUUAAAAACAUCGUGUCAACUUUUUUUUGUAAAAUCAAAUCUGUAAAAAAGUUUCAAAGCCACAUAUACCAUUAUUUUAAACGUUUUAUCUGCCUGGCUUUAUUUUGUUAUUAUAAUCGCAAAGUAUGUGUAAAGUGUAUUUCCGAUAUGUUAAGUAAACUGAAUUCGAUAUCACUACUACGAUUUGGUUGUUAAUUUUUCAUUUCUUUUUGACUGUCGGUCCCCAUACAGUACGCCUAGAGACCGUGAUGAAAUGAAUGAACUAGUAAGAUAAUUGCUUACAUCCACUUCAUUUGAACUUUGGUGGAUAGUUGUCUCAUUGGCAAUCUAUCUUAAUUUUAAAAGAUGUAAACAGAAUCAUCACUGGGCAAUUUUGUAACGAUCGUUUUGCACAAAUGACAAAUAAGUAAAUUGUACAAAAAGUCAUGCUAUUGACAUGAGUAGGAAAUUGUGGUGGAGUUUGGUAGUUUAACAGAUGUUAAAACGUUUAAUAAUUUUUUUCAAAUAACUUUUAUACAGUUUUGUGAUGCAAAUAUAAAAGUCAUUCUGUUACAUGUUAUUUUUGUUGGGUUCGUGUUGCUCAGUAUUUCGUUUGCUAUGUUGUGUUUUGUGUUUUGUAUAUUGUUGUUAAUCUGUUUGUCUUUUUUCCUUUUUAUCCAUGGCGUUGUCAAUAUAUUUUGAACUUAUGAGUUUGGAUGUCUCUUUGGUAGCGCUUAUCUUUUAAUAAAUAAAUAUUAAUAAUUUUAGUUAUUUUUUAAACUGUUGUGUGAUGCAUAUGCGUACAUUUAAGUUAUUAUGUGCUUUGUUUUUUUUAAUAUGCUAACCAUUUAUAUAUAUUGCUUAAAUUGAAACUUUAACAAAUGUUGGUUUUUUUUUUGUCUAUCUGAAAUAUUGUUUUAUGAUUUAUAUAAAUAUUAUAUGGUGUAAGUUUAACAGUAGCUGUAUUUAGAAUAAAAAUGAAUUUGGACAAAA